CGUGGAAUCUGUUGGUUUGUUUUCCGCUUCCGCUAUUUCCGGUGUGGUGAAUUUGUCUAGGUGAUGGAAAACAAAACAUAAUAAUUAGUGGUUAUCUAUUCGUGUUCCUCGUAUUUUCUUCUACUCUUCCCUAGUCCUAGUAGUUUGACGUGUUCCAGUUUUCCUGGUUCCGAUCGGUGUUUACAAGUGCUAAGAUAAGUGUGUGUUUUUUUUGAAACUCUACUGAUAACUCUAGCAGUACAAUUAAUUCCACGUCGAUUUUAGCCGGAAAGGUGUGAUUAUUCUAGCCGCAAAUCUUAUUCCUUCGAUGUUUACACUGUGAGAAAAUCGGUUUUAAGACCUUUUAGCCGACCGAAAAGUUUACUACAACUGGCGCGGCACCGAUGACGAUGUGUUUAUUCAAAGAAAAUCCGAUCCAGUUAGGUUGGAUAGCAGCUGGAGGGUGUUUACAGAGUGUAGUUUUUAUAGCUUUACAUUAAAAAAAGAGAAGAAAUUACGGAAAAACCAAAUAAUCUGCUGCAAUUAAAUCUUGGCCCCCUUAAAACAACAAUCCAUUAAAGAAAAUGGAGAAAAGUCAUCGUCUUCGAUCGACGGUUUUGUUCGGAUGAGAUAUCGUUCAUAACUGGUGGUGGAAACUAACUAGCGAAUCCGUAUUCCGUGGCAAUAUCCGAUAAAAGCUGCAGUAGCAAAGUUUUCCAACCGUAAUUACUCCUUGCAUAAAUGGUAAUAGCGGUUGGUUCCGCUGGUGAUAAGUGAAGCUUUCAAUUAUAGGAUUAACACAUUUUGGCCAAAGUGAAACGGAGUAAGGGAGAAUGGAUAGAAAAGUUUGUGAUGUUCGGUUUGCUGUGUUUAAACAACGGAGCUCAGUUAUUUGAAGUGCCAACUAAUGGAUUUGGUGAACAAAAUUUGUUGGCCAAAUAAGAGGAAAAUGUGUAUAUCAACUUUUGGCAAUGUGCAUCCAGAAACAAAUUGAAAAAAAGAUCAAGUGAAAUAGUAAUAAUAAAAAACGCCUAGAACGAUUUUUAGAAUGAUAUUGUUAAAACACACUUUACUUAGUUGGAGGCAAAUUUAAGUGCACUGGUAAUAAAGCGAUUAUUCCAAAUCACAGCGCACCUUCAAAUGCGAUUUUCAACGUGCAACAUUGAAGUGAACACUGCAUUAAAAUUCACAGCACAUAGCUGGAAAUCUUUCCGCCCGAUGUGUAUCCCCCAGGAUAAGUAGAUUUGCUAUAUACAAGUACCAAAUCGGAUAACUUGUGUAUCUGUACGCGGUUGGACAUUGUCUUCAAAUUGUAUAGCAACCUCCGCAAGAAACUGAACUUGAGCGCAGCUAAUUUCAACCGGAACGUGUUGCUGCUUAAUUGACUGUGAGAAAAUGAGAAAGAUUUAGGUGCUACACACAAACACACACUGGAUGGAAGCUUAUGUCCGCAGAGUUUCGCUACAACUCUGACUAAUCCGAGCCAGAUUAGAAUUAAACGAGGACCUGGCAGCUGGUUGGGAAGUGAAGUGUAAAAUUGAUCAUCAACCAUCCCUUCUAUUUCGAAGUGGGUUGAUUGGUUGGUUUGUGUUGGCUGUACGUACACCCACAGAAACGACAGCGAAAUUAAGAGUCCACUUGGAGGAAAGUCAACUAGCGUAAGGUCAACACCGUGCCGAACGAUGGAUGUCUCGAUUGGAUUCUGGGUGCUGCUCGCUGUUUGUUUGCGAACCGCACAUUCCCUGCACGCUAUGGUCCUGCCGGAAACGGACCACCAUAGCAGUGGAGAUGCUGCCGGCGGCGCCGGUGAGACCGCUGGAGGCAGCGUGGCGAUGACCGUGCUGUUUACCGAGGAAAAACUGUUGCAAAUGCAUCAUCGCUGCGAAGAUGGUUUCUUUCGGUGCAACAGUACGCUGCAUUGCAUCGAGCAGAGGCGAAACUGCGACGGGACUGCCGAUUGCGAUGACGGAUCCGACGAACGGGAUUGCGAUGACGAAGUGGAUUCAUCUUUUUGGGAUCACUUUUUCCGCAAGCGACCGGCCGCCUUGAACGACCAUCUGCCCUUUACGUCAUGUGCUUGGAACGACUUCAACAAUUCGUGCAAGUGCAGAGCAACCGAAGUUCUGUGUGACUACAAAGGCCUCACCACGCUGCCAACCUCGCUGCCAAUGGAGAACGUCACGUUGCUGGAUUUGACUGGCAAUAGAUUUCCCGUGCUGAAUAUGAAUGUCUUCGAGAGGCUCCCGGCGCUCAACACGCUGGUCCUAAAGCACUGUUCAAUCGAAGAAAUAGAUCCACCAUCAAGAACACUCAACGAUAUGUACGCCCUCCAUCUGGAUCAGAACAAAUUAAAAUCGCUUCCGGAUAUUUUCUUCCCACCGGGAACGUGGCUGCAUACGCUGAUUCUGAGCGGCAAUCAGAUCACGAAGCUGACUGCGGGAAACUUUCUCAACCUGUACUACCUCAAAGAGCUGUAUCUAAACAAAAACCGUUUGACGAGCCUGGACCGGGGGAUGAUACCGCGGAUCAACUCACUGCGGACACUUUCGCUGGCUCAGAAUCAAAUCCGCACGGUCGCUGCGGAUGCACUGGAUCUGCCCAUAUUGGAGCAUCUGUACCUGUCCGAAAACCAGAUAAGCCUGGUCGUAAACGGCACAUUUCGUAACCUACCGAAUUUAUUAGGAUUAUUUUUAAACGACAACGCCAUAAAACACUUCCAGCUCGGUUCGUUCGCUGGCAUUCAUAAUCUCACUACCAUGAAUCUGAAGGGGAAUAAAUUCACCCGGAUAGACAGACGGGUGCUGGAAAAUCUCACCAACUUGAACUAUAUACACUUCUCCGAGUUUCACCACUGUAAGGCGGCUCUGCAUGUGCGGGUCUGUGAACCCAGGGGUGAUGGUAUCAGUAGCAAGAGCCACUUGCUGGAUAACCCGGUGCUUCGGGCAAGCGUUUGGAUAAUGGCAGCGGUCGGAAUCUGUGGAAAUUUGCUGGUGCUAUUUGGACGCUACAUGGUCGGAACAAGGAGUAGCCAGGCCCACGCCGAACAUUCGCUGUACCUGCGACACCUGGCUGCCAGUGAUUUUCUGAUGGGGAUCUAUUUGGCAAUUAUUGCCAGUGCCGACAUUAUGUUCCGGGGUCAGUACCUACUGUUCGAGGAGGAGUGGCGGUCCGGUGCGGUUUGUGCCUUCUGCGGUUUCCUCAACACCCUCAGCUGCCAGUCAUCCACGUUACUGCUGACGCUAGUUACCUGGGACCGAUUGAUAUCGGUCACGCGGCCACUGUACCAGCGAUCGGGCAGCAAAACACGUGUCAUCAUGCGUCUGGCGCUGCUGUGGGGAAUCGCAGCCGCUGCGGCUGCUGCACCACUCUCUGCAACCGACUAUUUUGGACCGCAUUUCUACGGCAGCAACGGUGUAUGUCUGUCGAUUCACAUCCAUGACCCGUACGCAGUAGGCUGGGAAUACUCGGCCGGACUGUUCAUCCUUGUCAACACAUUCUCGCUGCUGUUCAUCGGGACGUCCUACCUGCGGAUGCUGCAAGCCAUCCGGGUGUCCCGAAACGAGACACGAAACACCCUCAACUGCCGGGAAAAGAUUGUGGCCAGAAGAUUCGCAAUAAUAGUUGUAACCGACUGUCUCUGUUGGAUGCCGGUGAUUGUCGUCAAAUUGGUGGCCUUGGGAGGAGUCCACAUCUCCCCUUCCCUAUACGCCUGGCUAGCCGUGCUGGUGCUUCCGGUUAACUCUGCCCUGAAUCCGGUGCUCUACACUCUGACGACGGCGCAAUUCAAGCAACAGCUAACACGCUUCUUCUACUCGCUACCGUGUGGCGCCACGCACGAACUGAACGGGUACGAUUCCGCGAUAGAUUCGAGGAACAGUCUCGCUCAAUUCACGUCCAGCAACGGUGGCAGCAAGCGACUACUACAGCGAAGGGAACGUAUUUCAACCAACACCAAGGUGUACGAGUUUAAAUAGCGAACAACGGCCGAGGUCGGCCGGCGGCACACGGUGGCCCAUCCGCGUCGUCGGACCGGCGUGGCUGCAAAUCCAGACCACCGUAAUCAUCGUCAC
Messenger RNA from Topomyia yanbarensis, 4049 nucleotides. Its product is annotated as relaxin receptor 2-like. Gene Ontology annotation, cellular component: membrane. Lineage: Eukaryota; Metazoa; Arthropoda; Insecta; Diptera; Culicidae. The transcript is spliced from 20 exons. Gene Ontology annotation, biological process: G protein-coupled receptor signaling pathway. The record is from RefSeq and is a predicted model, not a curated record. Gene Ontology annotation, molecular function: G protein-coupled receptor activity; protein binding. Bases 1662 to 3953 code for a protein of 763 amino acids.